This is a messenger RNA of Pneumocystis murina B123, 3060 nucleotides long. RefSeq lists its product as hypothetical. The record is from RefSeq and is a predicted model, not a curated record. Gene Ontology annotation, biological process: proteolysis. The transcript has 25 exons. Gene Ontology annotation, molecular function: metal ion binding. NCBI's taxonomy places the organism in Eukaryota, Fungi, Ascomycota, Pneumocystomycetes, Pneumocystales, Pneumocystaceae. Bases 1 to 3060 code for a protein of 1019 amino acids.
AUGUCAUAUUUUAUAAAAAAUCAGGACUUUGAGGCACACGGAAGACGUGUUAGAUCAUGGAGAAGUGUUAGAACAGGUAUUCAGGUAGUUUUGGUUGAUAUUGAUGUGCCUUUAACCAAAGGAAAAUUUACGAAAUUAAUUAUUAUAGUUUUAAAUGACUCUGGAUGCCCUCAUACACUUGAGCAUUUAAUAUUUCUUGGGAGUAAAAAGUAUCCUUAUAAGGGUGUUUUAGAUUUUUUAGCAAACCGUUCAUUUGCACAAGGUACAAAUGCAUGGACGGAGACGGACCACACAGCAUAUACGAUUAGUACGGCAGGAACAGAAGGAUUUUUACAUAUUUUUCCCAUAUUUAUUGACCAUAUACUUUUUCCUACGCUUACAUAUGAUGGAUUUUAUACAGAAAUCCAUCAUAUUGAUGGUGAUGGGAAUGACGCAGGCGUUGUAUAUAGCGAGAUGCAGGGACAUGAAAACACAUUAAAUGAUUUGCAAUUAAUACAUUCUCAACGCGCCCUUUUUCCUGAGGGAAUUGGAUAUAGAAGUUAUACAGGAGGGAAUUUAAAGGCAUUAAGAGUUUUAAAUGUUGAAACCGUUCGAAAAUACCAUUCGAAAUAUUAUCUCCCUCAGAAUUUAUGUAUCAUUAUUACAGGGAAAAUUGAUGUAAAUGAGCUUUUUUAUGUACUUGAUCAAAUCAUUGAACCCAAUAUCCUUAAUAAUCUCACGCCGAAUUUAGAAAAUUGGAAAAGACCAUGGGUUGAUUCUCCAAAAACUCCUCCUUUGAAGAAAUCUCAUACAGAAAUUGUUCUUUUUCCUGAUAAAGAUGAAACUGUUGGCGAAGUUCUUUUAGCAUGGCUUGGCCCAUUCUCUACUGAAUUUCUCACAUUAACUGCAUUAAAUCUUUUGGGAAAAUAUCUAACAGAUUCAGCUAUUUCUGCAUUACAAAAAGAACUCGUGGAAAUCGAAGAUCAAUUUUGUUCAGAUAUAUCUUUUUCAAUGACAAUACGUCUGCCAAGUGUUAUAUAUCUAAAUCUAUACAGCGUACCAACAAAAAAACUAGAAAAGAUUGAAGAACGUGUUUUCGAGCUUUUAAAUAGUGUCAGAGAUAAUCCAGAAAAUUUUGAUAUCAACCGCAUGAGUACGAUUAUACAUAGAGAAAAACUGGCGAUUAUGGAUACAAAUGAAACCGAUCUAGAUGGCAUUUUUACUAACGUAAUAAUUACAGACUUUUUGUAUGGUAGUAAUACCAAAGAUACUUUAAAGAGAUCAUUGCAAGAUUAUGAAGAUUAUGAAAAUUUAAAAUUAUGGACAGUAACAGAAUGGCUACAACUUUUGGAUUUUUGGUUUAUCCAAAAUUUUCACAUAUGUAUAAUUUCCAAAGCUUCUGCUAAAUUGUCAUUAGAAUUAGAAAAAAAUGAAAAAAUAAGAAUAGAAAACCAAAGAAAGAAACUCGGAGAAGAAGGUCUUAAGAAACUUAGGGAACAAUUAAGAAUAUCUCAAGAAAAAAACGACGCACCAUUUCCUUUAACAGUAGUUUCUGAUUUUAAAAUUCCAAGCGUUAAAAACAUCAACUUUAUUACAAGUAUGUCUGCUAGGGCGGGAGUAGCAAAACAAAAGAUAAAUAAUACACACGGAGAACAGUGUUCUGAUCUCCAAAAAUAUAUUGAUCAAGAUUCAUUAGAAAAAAUACCCCUUUACUUAUAUUUCAAUCAUAUUAAUUCAAAAUUUGUAACUAUCCAGGUGUAUAUUUCUUCAGAACACGUAAAUUCUGAUCUUAAGCCAUAUCUUGGUAUUUAUCUCGACAAUUUCUUUUUAAAUGGAGUUGUUCGUAGUGAUGGAACUAAAUUAACAUAUGAAGAAGUUGUAAGAUUAUUAGAAAAUGAAACAGUAGACUACAGUGCAUCAUGGGGGGUAUCUGCAUCGUUUCUAGAGAUUGCAACUAUUCAAAUUAAAGUUGAAAUACAAAACUAUAAAAAAGGAAUUUUUUUAUUAAAAGAUUUGUUUUAUGGAAGUAUUUUCGAACCUCAAAGACUUAUGAUUUUUGUAUUUAAAUCAUUAAAUGACAUUCCGCAAGAAAAAAGGAAUGGAAAUAAAAUAUGCUGGGCUUUAAUGAGAAUGUACCAACUAGAUAAAAAUCUAUCUACAUCUAAAGCAAUAAAUAUACUUUCUCAAAUAAAUUUCUUAAAGAGACUGAAGGAUGAAUUAGAAAAAGAACCAAAUAAAGUUGUUGAAAAAUUUAAAACUAUACAAAAUCAACUUUUUAAACCAGAAAAUAUGUAUUUUCAAAUAAUUUCCGACAUUUUAAAUUUAGAACAUCCCGUAUUAUCGUGGAAAUCUUUCAUUAAUCAUCAAGAAAAAGAUGAUAUUAAUAUGUCACGAAUUCCAUAUAAAAAAAUCAUGUUAACAGAAAAAGGAAGAACUCCUUCUGGAAUAGCUCAUAUAAUAUCUCUAUCUACUGUCGAAAAUUCAUAUUCUGUUCAUGUUUCUAAGCUAUUUUCAGAUUUUAACCAUAAAGACUUCCCAGCAUUUAUUCUUCUUUUAUCGUAUCUUAAUAUUAUGGAAGGAAUACUUUGGAAACAUAUAAGAGGUGCAGGUCUAGCAUAUAGUGUGAGCUUUAAAACAGAUAUAGAAUCAGGUUUUGUUUAUUAUUCUAUUUAUUCAUCUCCAAAUGUUUUUAAUGUAUGGGAAAAAACUCGAGUUAUUAUAAACGACAUAAAGAACAAAAAGAUAUCUUUUGAUGAAAAUAUAAUGAUAAACGCAAAAAGUUCACUUGUUUAUGAUAUCGUUUCAAUUGAUUCUACCCCUUUCUUUGCAGCACAAGAGUCUUUUGUUUCUCAAGUUAUAAAAAAUCAACCAGAAAAUAAAAGACGCCAAUUGAUUGACGAAAUAUCGAACAUCACUAUAGAUGAGCUAUAUGUUCUUCAUAAUAAAUAUCUAGUGAAUCUUUUUAAUUCUAAAACAUCUGAUUCAUUUAUAGUUACUACUUCUUCAAAAUGUGAUGAAAUAAUGCAAGGAUUUUCUGAUGCAGGAUAUAAUAUUACAAAAAAAACAUUUAAUGAUUAUUAA